CCCCGGCCCGUGGCAACCGCCCCGCCCCCGCCCCGCCCCCCGAGGGGUUCCAGCCCCUCCCCCACACCAGCAGGACAUGGGGGAGGGGUCGCCGACCCUGGCCCCGCCCCCCCUUGCGGGGCUGCCGCCCCUCCCCCACCCCGAGAGCGCGGGGGGGGGGGGGGGGGUGAAGGUCCCCUCCUGAACGGGCUGGGGGGAGGGGGAGGGGCGGGGCCUCUCCUGGGCUGCCCCUCCCCCCCCCGCGCCCCUCCCCCCUCCCAGGGCCCGAUCCUGAUCAGCAACGUCACCGGAGGGGGCGGGGCCGAGCCGGGGCCACGCCCCCUCCUGGCGGGGCAAUGCCACGCCCCUUCAGCUUCCUCCCCCUCCUCGGCCACGCCCCCUCCGGCUCGGGCUCCGCCCCCUUCCCAGCCCAGCCCCCCCCUGCGGGAGGAGCACGUGACCUGCGUGCAGAGCAUCCUGGAUGAGUUCCUGCAGGCCUACGGGAGCCUGAUCCCCGUCAGCGCCGACGAGGUGGUCGAGAAGCUCGAGGACAUUUUCCAGCAGGAGUUCAGCACCCCCCAGAGAAGGGGCUCGGUGCAGCAGCUGCUACAGUCCUACCAGCGGCUCCCCGGGAACGCGCUGCUCCGCGGGUUCCGCGUCAGCUACAAGCGCCACGUGCUCACCAUGGACGACCUGCAGACGCUCUACGGCCCCAACUGGCUCAACGACCAGGUCAUGAACAUGUACGGGGACCUCGUCAUGGACGCCGUGCCCGACAAGGUGCAUUUCUUCAACUCCUUCUUCUACGACAAGCUGCGCACGCGCGGCUACGAGGGCGUGCAGCGCUGGACCAAGAACGUGGACAUUUUCGGCAAGGAGCUGCUGCUGAUCCCCAUCCACCUGGAGGUGCACUGGUCGCUCGUGGCCGUGGACGUGGCGCGCAGAACCAUCACCUACUUCGACUCCCAGCGCACGCUCAACCGCCGCUGCCCCAAGCACAUCUGCCGCUACCUGCAGGCCGAGGCCGACAAGAAGGAGCGGCCGGAUUUCCGCGAGGGCUGGCGCGGCGCCUUCAAAAUGAACGUCGCCCGGCAGAACAACGACAGCGACUGCGGCGCCUUCGUGCUGCAGUACUGCAAGUUCCUGGCGCUGGGGCGCCCGUUCAGCUUCACGCAGCAGGACAUGCCCCACCUGCGCCGCCUGAUGUACAAGGAGCUCUGCCACUGCCAGCUCGCCCUCUGAGCCCCAAAAAUCCAAUUUGGGGACACCCCGGAUCCUUAAGAACAGAAAAAAUAAAAAAAACCCCAAGAAAAUCCGAAAAUCCUGCGAAAAACGGCGUCAGAACGGAGGAGAAAUGGGAAAAAAAUGGGAUUUUGGGGGGUAAAAAUGGGAGGAGAAAUGGGGAAAAAAAAUGGAUUUUUUUUUGGGGUUUCUGAGAUUCUAAAGAUCCGAAAAUUACAAAUGAAAUGCGAAAAAAAAAAGCCCCAAAAAAUCAGAAAAUUCGGAGGAAAAAUGGAGUCGGAAUGGAAGAAAAAUGGAAAAAAAUGGGAUUUUUGGUUUUUUGGGUAGC
This is a messenger RNA of Camarhynchus parvulus, 1549 nucleotides long. It is a transcript of the gene SENP3, whose product is annotated as SUMO specific peptidase 3. Gene Ontology annotation, cellular component: nucleus. The record is from RefSeq and is a predicted model, not a curated record. Gene Ontology annotation, molecular function: deSUMOylase activity. The annotation marks the transcript as partial. NCBI's taxonomy places the organism in Eukaryota, Metazoa, Chordata, Aves, Passeriformes, Thraupidae. Gene Ontology annotation, biological process: protein desumoylation. The transcript is spliced from 10 exons.